AUGAGAAUGUGGGAGGCCUCACCCUGGUCCCUGCUGUGCGUUCUUACAGGGCUGUACGCGCUUGUGUUGGUUGCAAGAAUACGAAGAAAACCAAAGGCGAGGGCAUACAGGUUUCCUCCAGGGAGGAGAAGCUGGCCUCUAAUAGGCGAUAGCUUGCAGUGGUACAGUGCGGUGGCAAGCUCUCAUCCGCCCAAGUAUGUUGAAGAACAGGCCAAAAGGUACGGGAAGAUCUUCUCGUGCCGUGUGUUCGGGAAAUGGGCAGUGGUGUCGGUGGAUCCCGUGUUUAACCGAUACGUUAUGCAAAACGAAGGCAAGUUGUUCAAAUCCAGCUACCCCAAAUCUUUCAGAGAUUUGGUAGGGACCAACGGUGUGAUCACAGCACAAGGGGAACAACAAAGGAAACUCCAUGCAAUGGCCUCCAAUAUGAUGCGCCUACAUGACCUCAAAUUUCAGUUCCUGCGAGAUAUUCAGAUCAUAAUCAUUCAAACCUUGGCCACUUUCCAUAACGGCCAACUCAUAUGUCUCCAAGACGUUUGCAGGAAGAUAGCCAUUAAUCUAAUGGUAACUCAGGUACUAGGAGUGUCGAGUGAAUCAGAAGUGGAUGAAAUUAGUGGGUUAUUUUACGACUUCGUGGAUGGCUGUUUGUCUGUUCCUAUCAACUUUCCUGGCUUUGCCUAUUACAGGGCGAUGAAGGCGAGGGAGCAAAUGAUAGGCAAAAUAAAGAAGAAAAUAGCGUGGCAUAAGGCGAGGAUGGCAGAGGGAAGGAGCGGGGAGGGAAUGUUGGGAGGAGUAUUGGAGGAGCAGAAGUUGUCGGAUGAGGCAGUUGCUGAUUUCAUUAUCAAUCUUCUUUUUGCUGGGAAUGAAACCACAUCUAAAACAAUGCUUUUUGCAGUCUAUUUCCUAACCCACUCACCCACAGCAAUGAAGCAACUUGUGGAUGAGCAACAGAGUUUAACAAACAACAAUGGGGAUCAUACAAUCACAUGGCAGGAUUACAAAUCCAUGCCCUUUACUCAAUGUGUUAUUGACGAGACACUUCGACUCGGAGGAAUUGCAAUAUGGUUGAUGAGGGAGGCAAAAGAAGAGAUCGAGUAUUCAGAUUACGUUAUUCCGAAAGGAUGUUUCGUUGUUCCAUUUCUUUCUGCUGUACAUUUGGACGAGACUAUAUAUCGAGAAGCUUCAACUUUCAACCCUUGGAGAUGGAUGGAGCUUAAGAAUCAGGAAAUGAGAAACUGGAGGAGUAGCCCAUUCUUUGCUCCAUUCGGGGGAGGUGCUAGAUUAUGUCCUGGAGCAGAAUUGGCCCGCCUCCAAAUUGCUCUAUUUCUCCACCACUUUGUUACCAAGUAUAGGUGGACCCAAAUUAAAGGAGAUAGGAUGUCUUUUUUUCCCUCUGCUCGCCUAGUCAACGGCUUCCAAAUUCGCUUGAACACAUCCCAACACUGACAUCUGACUUUCAAAUGAAUGAAGCACCCAUCAAUGUUUCUUCCUUCGUCUUCUACUUUACUUAUUUCUUGCCUAAAUGAGUGUAGUUGAAUAUGUGCACAUUUGUACUGUAAUGUUCAAGAUUAUUAUAAUUUUG
Messenger RNA from Cucurbita pepo subsp. pepo (vegetable marrow), 1579 nucleotides. RefSeq names its product Cytochrome P450 superfamily protein. Lineage: Eukaryota; Viridiplantae; Streptophyta; Magnoliopsida; Cucurbitales; Cucurbitaceae. The record is from RefSeq and is a predicted model, not a curated record. Gene Ontology annotation, molecular function: iron ion binding; monooxygenase activity; heme binding. Gene Ontology annotation, biological process: sterol metabolic process; brassinosteroid homeostasis; multicellular organism development.